Messenger RNA from Cyclopterus lumpus (lumpfish), 1371 nucleotides. RefSeq names its product brix domain containing 2 (gene brix1). The record is from RefSeq and is a predicted model, not a curated record. Lineage: Eukaryota; Metazoa; Chordata; Actinopteri; Perciformes; Cyclopteridae. Gene Ontology annotation, biological process: rRNA processing; ribosomal large subunit assembly. Bases 58 to 1089 code for a protein of 343 amino acids. The transcript is spliced from 10 exons. Gene Ontology annotation, molecular function: rRNA binding. Gene Ontology annotation, cellular component: nucleolus.
GUGCUGUUUGAGUUGGAUUCUACACGAGUUCCUGCGAGAUUUGUGUCGGAGUACAACAUGUCGGCGUUCAAGAGAAAACGUGGAAGACAGGAUGCUAAUAAAAAGGCAAAGAAAGUGAAAUAUGUCGCCGCUGGAGGCGAAGCGCCGGUGGAAGCCGAACAGGAGAAGAACAACGAAAUCACGAUUCCACCACCGGUUUCGUCGGGGAGAUGGACAAACAAGGAAAGGGUUCUCAUUUUCUCCUCAAGAGGCAUCAACUAUAGAACAAGACACUUGAUGCAAGACCUGAGGACUUUGAUGCCUCAUGCAAAAGCAGAUACAAAAAUGGACAGAAAGGACAAGUUGUUUAUUGUUAAUGAGGUUUGUGAAAUCAAAAAUUGCAACAAAUGCCUCUUUUUUGAAGCCAAGAAAAAGCAGGACCUCUAUAUGUGGAUUUCAAACAGCCCUCAUGGACCUUCUGCAAAGUUUCUGGUUCAAAACAUUCACACACUGGCUGAACUCAAGAUGACCGGAAACUGCCUCAAAGGAUCCAGACCGCUGCUCUCGUUUGAUCCUAAAUUUGACACAGAACCCCACUUUGCGUUGCUGAAGGAGCUCUUCACCCAGACAUUUUCCACCCCACGCUACCACCCGAAGAGUCAGCCUUUUGUGGACCACGUCUUCACAUUCACCAUCGCAGACAACAGGAUAUGGUUUAGGAACUACCAGAUCAUGGAGGAGGAUGCCGCUCUCGUGGAGGUCGGACCUCGCUUUGUUCUCAACCUCAUCAAGAUCUUCCAGGGGAGCUUUGGAGGGCCUACGCUCUUCGAGAACCAAGGAUUCCAGUCUCCUAACAUGCACCGGCGAGAUAUUCGAAUGGCGGCAGCAGCCAGAGUGCGUGAGAAGCAGAUGGUGAAGGAGAUGCAAAAAAUGAAGAGGGCUGAAGCGAAGGAGGACGUGACCACCGAUGUUACAGCGGACGUCUUCAUAACACCAGCUGACGAAACGCAUGUUCACAUCCAGACAGACGCACCCCUACCAAAAGAAGUGAAGAAGAACAAACACAAAGCUUUCAAAAGACAAAGGAUAGCACGCAGGGCUCAAGUAUGAGUGAGUCGCGCACUGCUGCCUGUGGUAAUGCAACACUGCAGUUUGGUCUUCUAUCCAAUAUGAGCUUCGUUAGGUUAAAUAAACAACUUUGCAACACGUCAUUUAAUUGUCACUUUCGACAGAAUUUGAGAAUUUAAAAUAUGCACGUGUUGUGUUCAAUGUCUGUUGCCAGUCUAAUCAAGACUCAACUUUUACUCGGAAAUAUUCCAUCUAUGUAAAAAAAAUAUGUUUAUUGAUUUGGGGUGUCCAGUUUUCAAUAACAAAUAAAACAAUGUAAACGUU